CUGAUCAAGGAGAAUUUUGCUCCAAAAAAAUUAAUGGAGCGAACUGGCAUUUGGAAACUGGAGUGAAAUCGGUAUAUCAAACUAAAAUAGAGCUGAGCAGAGCUAGGAUCUGCGUGGUGGUUUCAGGAACUGCUUCUUCAAGCUGGAGAGAACGAUGGUUGGGAAGGCCAGGUCCUCGAAUUUUACCCUGUCUGAAAAGCUUGAUUUGUUGAAACUUGUCAAGCCGUAUGUUAAAAUUCUCGAAGAGCACACCAACAAACACUCGGUCAUAGUGGAAAAAAACAAAUGCUGGGACAUCAUAGCUGAUAACUACAAUGCCAUUGGAGUAGACCGCCCUCCUCGCACCGCGCAGGGCCUGCGCACGCUGUACAAGAGGCUCAAGGAGUACGCAAAACAGGAGCUCCUGCAGCAAAAGGAGAGCCAUUCUGAUUACAAAAGCUACAUCUCUGAACCGACUAAGAAAGUUGUGGAGAUGAUCCCCCAGAUUUCCAGCGUGUGUUUGAGAGAGAGGAACAAUCUGCCAUGUGCCAACCUGGACAAAAAAAUAGUUGCCGCUACCAGCUCACCACAGCCAGUGUUGGAGCAUCACCCUGCUCCUAUCACACUGGAGCUGGAUCAAGAUGAGGAGGAUGUCAAGCCACCCCCAUCAUUAAUUGUAGAGUUGCAGACACAGGAGAGCUUAGAGCCAAGAGAACAAGAACACUUGGUCCAUGUCAUGGAGAGAUCUCCUUCAACUUCCCUGUCUUCUGUGGAUAUCAGAAUGUUAUCUCCGUCUCCCAUCCCCAGAAGAGAUGAAUUUUUCAGGCUUGAAAGUGGGGAACGAUUUCGACCAGCAUGUGGGGGAUAUGACCCUCAGAUGCUGCAAAUGCUAAAAGAAGAGCAUCAUAUCAUUUUGGAAAAUCAGAGGAAAAUUGGGCUGUAUAUCCAAGAAAAAAGAGAUGGCUUGAAAAGAAGGCAGCAGCUGGAAGAAGAGCUACUGAGAGCAAAAGUUAAAGUUGAAAAGUUAAAGGCAAUACGACUACGUCGGGAUCUUCCUGAAUUCAACAAUCUUUGAAUACCUAGCAAUUCUGCUGCAUAAGACCACUGUUAUUUCAUAAUUUUUUUUGCUCUAGAAAAGAAGUAUUUACCGUGUUUAUAUGGAUGGAUGAAAACAAACUAUUGGGGGUGGGGGGAAGAGUGCAUGGUUUUUUCCAUUUUGUUUUUCAUGCAGAUUUGCCAACAAAGCCAUUUUUCACUGGUCUUCCUAGGUUUUCUAAUUUGAAGUAGAACCAGUUGUAAGACUUUAAAAAAAUCCUUUGAAAUCUUGUGAUCACAUUACUGUUAGCAAAAGCAAAGAUAAUUUAUGGAGCUAUUGUAAAAUAUGCUGAUCUUAUUCUAUUUCAUUUUUUUCUGAAGCCGUUCUUAUCUGCCCUUGAAAAUACUCAUUUAUUUGUCCCUGGUUUAUUUGUGAGUCAAUAAACGUAUGCAAAA
Rhineura floridana is the source of this 1470-nucleotide messenger RNA. RefSeq names its product fibrinogen silencer binding protein (gene FSBP). The record is from RefSeq and is a predicted model, not a curated record. NCBI's taxonomy places the organism in Eukaryota, Metazoa, Chordata, Lepidosauria, Squamata, Rhineuridae. The transcript is spliced from 3 exons. The coding region runs from base 155 to 1054 and encodes 299 amino acids.